Molecule: messenger RNA, 1796 nt
Organism: Neoarius graeffei (lesser salmon catfish)
Lineage: Eukaryota; Metazoa; Chordata; Actinopteri; Siluriformes; Ariidae
Gene: dnaja3b
Product: DnaJ heat shock protein family (Hsp40) member A3b
Exons: 12
Coding region: 43-1485 (480 amino acids)
Biological process (GO): negative regulation of apoptotic process; mitochondrion organization; protein folding
Cellular component (GO): mitochondrion
Molecular function (GO): heat shock protein binding; protein kinase binding; ATP binding
Source: RefSeq, a predicted model, not a curated record
UGUUCUGGCGCAUGCGCAGUAGCCAGCCGGCAAGGUAAAAACAUGGCCGCCUCUACAUUCAGUCGUUCUGCGUGCUGUGUGUUUAAAUCUUUACCCCGGCUCAACACGUCUUGGACACACUUCUCCUCCUGUAGAUAUGAAAAUGUCUCUGGUUUGACUUUCACGUGGUGUCGUUAUUAUAUUUCUGGACUGAAUACGAGUCGAAGGAGAGACGGAAACUGUGUGACAUUGAGUGUGUGUGCAGGGUUGAAGAGGCUCAGUAUUUUCAGCUCGCACACCUUCCAUACCAGCUCAGUGUGUCAUGAGCAGCAGGAUUUCUACAGUGUGCUGGGAAUCCCGCGCACCGCCACGCAGAAAGAGAUCAAGAAAGCGUACUAUCAGCUGGCGAAGAAAUACCAUCCUGAUACAAACCCAGACGACCCGGAGGCUAAAGAGAAGUUCGCCAAGCUAGCAGAAGCGUACGAGGUUCUGAGUGAUGAAGUGAAAAGAAAGCAGUACGAUACAUACGGUUCAGCAGGGCCAAGCGCAAGUGGGGCGGGACAGCAGUAUUGGCAGGCCGGAACCACCAUCGACCCAGAGGAGCUUUUCAGGAAGAUCUUCGGGGAAUUUGCUGGAGCACAAGGGUUCGGAAACUUCAGCUCCGUUUUCGAACAGCCGCUCGAGUACGUCAUGGAGCUGACGUUCACCCAGGCAGCCAAAGGAGUGAACAAGGAGAUCACAGUGAACAUAGAGGAUGACUGUCCACGUUGCCAUGGUAAAGGUCACGAACCGGGCACUAAAGUCACACGCUGCCACUACUGCAACGGCACCGGCAUGGAGUCGGCAAACGCGGGCCCGUUUAUGAUGCGCUCGACGUGUCGGCGCUGCGGUGGGCGGGGCUCAAUCAUCAUCACGCCCUGUGUGAUGUGCAGAGGAACAGGCCUCACCAAACAAAAAAAGACCCUCAUGGUACCUGUACCUGCAGGAGUGGAGGACGGCCAGACAGUGAGGAUGUCUGUAGGAAAUAAGCAGAUCUACAUCACGUUCAGAGUCCAAAGGAGUCCAGUGUUUCGGCGUGAUGGGGUCGAUAUCCACUCUGACAUGAUGAUCUCCGUGGCUCAGGCCAUUCUGGGAGGAACGGCUCGAGCUCAGGGCCUCUACGGGAUGGUCGACAUCGCCAUCCCUCCUGGGAUUCAGACAGACCAGAAGAUCCGUCUGGGUGGGAAAGGAAUUGCCCAAGUGAAUGGGUAUGGCUACGGAGACCACUACGUUCACAUCAAGGUCAAAGUGCCCAAGAAGCUGAGUCGGAAGCAGCGGGAUCUGAUCCUGAGCUACGCUGAGUUGGAGACGGAUGUAGACGGAUCGGUGAAUGGAGUGACACGAUCAGCAUCAGCAAGCUCCCAGCAUGCAGCAAAGGAAUCCGAAGUGGACCCAAGAAGUAACGAGGAGCAGCCGGAGAAGGAGGAGGGUGGAUUUUUCUCCAGACUCAAAAAGAUGUUCUCCUGAAGGGCGCAGCAGGUGAGAGCCCUUUGUGCUGUUUUGAGAGAGUUCAGAUGCGCAGAAGCUCUCCACUCAUCUCAGGAAGAGAGCGAGAGAGAGACAGAGGGAGGAAUGAGAGGUGUUUAUGAAAAUCCUGACAAGCCAAGAGCUUCAGCCGAUGAGGCUUCUGUAAAAGAAAUCUGUGUCAUGAAGUAUGAACUGUUCGUGAAACUCAGAAAUAAUGGUUUAAUAAUGUGAUCACACAAUUUAAUGUAAACUUAUCAUGGUUAAUGUGUAUUUUUCUAAUAUAUAAGAAUAAAAGUUGUUUGAUAACAGGA